GCUCACGUCCUCCAUCAUCAAAUCUCCCACCCACCAGGCCCUUCUCCCACCCACUUUCACAUCUUCUCUCACGAACCAAGUCGCCAAAAUGGAGGAUGAGGUAGCAGCGCUCGUCAUUGACAAUGGUUCCGGCAUGUGCAAGGCUGGCUUUGCGGGUGACGACGCUCCCCGUGCCGUGUUCCCGUCCAUCGUCGGCCGUCCCCGUCAUCAGGGUGUGAUGGUGGGUAUGGGCCAGAAGGACUCCUACGUCGGUGAUGAGGCUCAGUCGAAGCGUGGUGUCCUCACGCUCAAGUACCCGAUUGAGCACGGUAUCGUCACCAACUGGGACGACAUGGAGAAGAUCUGGCAUCACACCUUCUACAACGAGCUCCGUGUCGCACCCGAGGAGCACCCCGUGCUUCUCACUGAGGCCCCGCUCAACCCCAAGGCUAACCGUGAGAAGAUGACCCAGAUCAUGUUCGAGACGUUCAACGCCCCCGCGUUCUACGUCGCCAUCCAAGCCGUCCUCUCGCUGUACGCCUCCGGUCGUACGACCGGUAUCGUGCUCGACUCCGGUGACGGUGUCACCCACACUGUCCCCAUCUACGAGGGGUUCUCGCUCCCGCACGCCAUCCUCCGUAUCGAUCUUGCCGGCCGUGACCUCACCGAGUUCCUGAUCAAGAACUUGACGGAGCGUGGCUACCAGUUCCACACCACGGCCGAGCGUGAAAUCGUCCGUGACAUCAAGGAGAAGCUGUGCUACGUCGCGCUCGACUUUGAACAGGAGCUCCAGACCGCGGCGCACUCGUCUGCUCUCGAGAAGAGCUACGAGCUGCCCGACGGUCAGGUCAUCACGAUCGGCAACGAGCGAUUCCGUGCUCCGGAGGCGCUCUUCCAGCCCGCCUUCCUCGGCCUCGAAGCCGCCGGUAUCCACGAGACGUGCUACAACUCCAUCUACAAGUGCGAUCUCGAUAUCCGUCGUGAUCUCUACGGUAACAUCGUCCUGUCUGGUGGUACCACCAUGUUCCCGGGUAUCGCCGACCGUAUGCAGAAGGAGUUGACCGCCCUCGCGCCCUCGAGCAUGAAGGUCAAGAUCGUUGCUCCCCCCGAGCGGAAGUACUCCGUCUGGAUCGGUGGAUCCAUUCUCGCCUCGCUGUCGACCUUCCAGAACCUCUGGUGCUCAAAGCAGGAGUACGACGAGUCCGGCCCGGGCAUCGUGCACCGCAAGUGCUUCUAAGCGCGUUGCAUUCCGCGUGUGGUGUCGGUCGGUCGAGUGUCGAGUGUCGUCGGGACUGUGAGAAAGAAGGAAACAACAACGUCGAUGUAGAUGCCCCCUCCCCUUACGUUACGCUAC
Molecule: messenger RNA, 1333 nt
Organism: Rhodofomes roseus
Lineage: Eukaryota; Fungi; Basidiomycota; Agaricomycetes; Polyporales; Fomitopsidaceae
Product: actin 1
Exons: 9
Coding region: 89-1216 (375 amino acids)
Source: RefSeq, a predicted model, not a curated record